AACCUGCGAUUGCAAGGGGAAGGGGAAGGGAGACCGCGGUUUCAAGAAUGGCCGCUCGACGCGCAUGCUCAUUCGCCGCGCGACACAACAGUCGUAAACAAGAUAACGUUUUGGUCGACGCUGUUCGCGUCCAAUUAUUCCGCCUACAGGGUUGAAGGGGGUGUCUCGUGGGGGACGUAAUUUCGCGAUUUCACCACGUUGAUAUUUGUUGACACGAAGCAGGAUGCUCCUGAUGCCGCGACAUGGCACGUCGUGAUACAUAAAUUUAGGACACGCGUUGGCAUGCGGUGACGUCAUCCAGAUCGUUCUAGAAGAAUUUCCGCGAAACAAAAAUGGCGGAUUUAUACGCGAAGUACAACUGCACCUAUUGUCAGGAGGACAUUACGGGCCUACGUGUCAAGUGCAUCGAAUGUCCCGAAUUCGACCUUUGCUUGCAGUGUUUUUCUGCUGGUGCUGAAAUUGGUCAACAUAAAAAUAAUCAUGCCUAUCAAUUUAUGGACUCUGGUACGAUUAGUAUAUUUAAUGGACGUGGUAACUGGACAGCUAGGGAAGAACUUAGACUUCUGGAUGCUAUUGAACAAUUUGGAUUUGGAAAUUGGGAAGAUAUCAGUAAACAUAUCGAAACGCGCACGCCAGAGGAAGCAAAGGAUGAAUACAUCGCUAGAUAUCUCAAUGGUAAUAUCGGAAAGCAUACAUGGCCACCUACAGAAAGCUAUGUACCAAAUCUUACGGAUCAAACCAAGUCCGAUCAUGGCCCAUUAUCGCCUGAUCUUACAUCCAAAUUACCACCAUUGGACAUCACUCCAGAAGAAGCGACACAAUUGGGUUACAUGCCCCAACGAGAUGAUUUUGAGAGAGAUUAUAAUCAUGAGGCCGAAUCUCUCGUUUCUUCGUUAUUCCUGAAUCCUGCCGAGGAUGAUGAUCUUGACAUUGCACUUAAAUUAGCGCAAGUUGAUAUGUAUACCAAUAAUUUGAGAGAGCGAGCAAGGCGGAAACGUGUCGUAAGAGAUUAUCAACUUGUAUCAGCUUUCUUUGCAUCAACCAGAAAAGACAAAGGAAUAAAAAAGAAACAUACAAAAGAAGAAAAAGAAUUUAGGGACAGAAUGCGUGUAUUCGCACAGUUUUACACAGCACAAGAGCACGAACAGUUCCUAACAAAUCUCGAAAGGGAAAGAGAAUUGCGCUUACGACUUUCGGAACUUUAUCGAUAUCGUGAGAACGGUAUUACGAGGCACGAGGAAUGCGCUCAUCUGGAACAAGUUCUCGCGCAAACUCAAAAACAAAAUGACACAACGGAUUAUUGGACAGAAAAGAAAUCUGGCAGCAGUGGGCCGUUCACACCAAUACACCGCAGCACCUCAAAAAGAAGAGAAGAAGAAAAAAGUUACUCUUUCAUCGACCGAAAAUACACUACAAAGCAAGACUUGCCCAACAACUCCACAAUCAAUCAAACUUGUCACAAUCGGACGACGAUUCCAACCAAUCAAUGGGUGGAAUCGGAUAGCAAUCCUACUUCCAGUCAAUCGACUUGCAGCCCCAGUUCUACGCAAGAAAGAAAAACUUCCAGCACCGAUACUGCUUGCACUCAAGAACGAAAUAUAGAAUUGGAAGCUGCAUCUCAUCUUUUAACACAGAAAGAAAAAUCCUUGUGUAUUCAACUUGACCUAGAACCGACUGCAUAUUUGACGCAAAAAACAAUGGUAAUAGAUGCAUAUUUGGAAGGUAAUAGGAGAUCGAACGUUUUAACUCAAUCAGAACGACAGAACAAAAUUCUCCAUUAUUUGGUAACUAACGGUUUAAUUGCAGCUAAUUGAUUAAAUAAAUAAAGAUUAGCGAUAUUAUACCAUUCUAAGUCAUUUUUAAUCUUGCAAGCUAAGUCCUAGAUAUAACUAGAAUUUGAGUCUGAUAAUAUAUAGGGCAAAUGGAUAAAGAAAAAAGAGAAUAUAUAUGCUGUUGAUACUUGUUUCAUGCAGCAAUUUAGAUAUUUCUAUGCAAUGCGCGAUUUAUUAACAUAGGAUCGAUAGAUAGAUAAUCAGGCGUAAUCUACGAUAUAUUUAACGUCUAUGAUAAAUUUUGGCAAUGCAUUCAGAGCCGAUUUUAUUUUAUCCGGUGAUAAAUUCUCACCAUACUUAAUUUCUCUGUUAUCUUUUUUCAGACCAUAUAAUACUAAAAAUAAUGCAAAGAAUAAUAGACAAUUUAGUUAAUUACAAUAAACAUUAACAAAUAUUGUGACCGAAAAUUGAUUCUUAGAGUAUUAUAUUUUACUUAUUAUUUUCAGAAUUUUAUGAAUGUUUUUGUUGAAUGCUAUUUAAGAGAAUCUCUUAACACUGCCUAUGUAGAGCCAUUGAACAUAUUGCUCAAUUAAUUCUUCCAUUGUAUCAUUUUCAUACGCAGAUAAUGCUCACGAAUACUCUCUUUUUUAUUUGUUUUAAAUGUCAAAUAUA
Messenger RNA from Camponotus floridanus (Florida carpenter ant), 2444 nucleotides. RefSeq names its product transcriptional adapter 2B (gene Ada2b). Gene Ontology annotation, cellular component: nucleus; SAGA-type complex. Gene Ontology annotation, molecular function: zinc ion binding; chromatin binding; transcription coactivator activity. The record is from RefSeq and is a predicted model, not a curated record. Bases 333 to 1814 code for a protein of 493 amino acids. Lineage: Eukaryota; Metazoa; Arthropoda; Insecta; Hymenoptera; Formicidae. Gene Ontology annotation, biological process: chromatin remodeling; regulation of transcription by RNA polymerase II. The transcript has 10 exons.